CUCCAAUUGUAUGUAUACUUCUAGAACCCUCUACUCUCACCCUUAAACCCCUUUCUCCACAUUUCAGGGUUUUUACACAAACCCUCAAGAAUUAUUAUAGCCCAACCCCUUUAUCCAUACACACACACAAACACACAGUGAAAAAAAUUCACAGAAAUUUCAAGAAUCCUUUUGUGGGAUUUUCUCAAAUAGUUUAGAUAAUGGCCCCUGUAGUAAGCAGGAGUUUGACUUCUUCACCUAUGGCUUCAGUGCCUUACAGUCCAUCUUUUGUAUUGGGGAGUGGUAGUACCAAUAGGGUCUGUCUUAAAACUACUUUCUUGCCUAGGAAUAAUAUCAAGAAUGGAUUUUUACAAUCUGGGUUGAGGUGGAAACAGGAUAAAAGAGAUGUUGGAGUAGUGGUUAGGUGUGAGGCUUCUGCUGUAGCUGAAAAAGAAGCUUCUGAGACUUCUGGGGAGACCCAUGAGUAUCAGGCUGAGGUCAGUCGCCUAAUGGACUUGAUUGUUCACAGUCUAUACAGUCACAAGGAGGUUUUCUUGCGAGAGCUUGUGAGUAAUGCUAGUGAUGCCCUUGAUAAGUUGAGAUUUCUGAGUUUGACGGAGCCCUCUUUACUUGGAGAUUCUAGUGAGCUAGAGAUUCGCAUCAAACCUGAUCCAGACAAUGGGACUGUUACUAUAACGGAUACUGGUAUUGGAAUGACAAAAGAAGAGCUCAUAGACUGUCUUGGGACUAUUGCCCAAAGUGGUACCUCAAAAUUCUUGAAGGCACUUAAGGAAAACAAAGACCUUGGAGCUGACAAUGGAUUGAUUGGUCAAUUUGGUGUUGGUUUCUAUUCUGCAUUUCUUGUUGCGCAAAAGGUUGUAGUUUCCACGAAGAGCCCAAGGUCAGAUAAACAGUUUGUUUGGGAGGCGGAGGCUGACAGUAGCUCAUAUGUCAUCAGAGAGGAAACUAAUCCUGAAAAUCUUCUAACUCGAGGAACACAAAUUACACUUUAUUUGAGGGAUGAUGACAAAUACGAGUAUUGUGAGCCCAAGAAGAUCCAAGAUUUGGUGAAGAAUUAUUCACAGUUUGUAUCUUUUCCAAUUUACACGUGGCAGGAGAAAUCAAGAACAAUUGAGGUAGAGGAAGAGGAAGAACCAAAGGAAGGAGAAGAAAAAACAGAGGAAGAGAAGAAAAUGACAAAGAAGACCAAAACUGAGAAGUACUUUGAUUGGGAGUUGACGAAUGAGACAAAACCUAUCUGGAUGCGGAAUCCAAAAGAAGUUGAGAAAGAACAGUACCAAGAGUUCUACAAGAGAACUUUUAAUGAGUUCUUGGAUCCACUUGCCCACACUCACUUCACUACAGAGGGUGAGGUGGAGUUUAGAAGUGUCUUGUAUAUACCUGGAAUGGCUCCUCUUAACAAUGAAGAUGUCGUAAAUCCCAAGACAAAGAACAUACGUUUGUAUGUGAAACGUGUCUUUAUUUCUGAUGAUUUUGAUGGGGAGUUGUUUCCGAGGUACCUGAGCUUUGUUAAAGGAGUGGUGGACUCAAAUGACCUUCCUCUUAAUGUUUCACGAGAAAUCCUGCAGGAGAGCCGAAUUGUUCGGAUAAUGAGAAAGAGACUAGUGAGAAAAACAUUCGACAUGAUUCAGGAUCUCUCUGAGAGUGAGAACAAGGAGGAUUACAAAAAAUUCUGGGAGAACUUCGGAAAAUUUGUUAAGUUGGGAUGUAUUGAAGACACUGGUAAUCACAAGCGGAUAACCCCAUUACUGAGAUUCUUUUCUUCCAAAAGUGAAGAAGAAUUGAUAAGCUUAGAUGACUAUGUUGAGAACAUGGGCGAAAAUCAGAAAGCCAUUUACUAUUUGGCCACUGAUAGCUUACAGAGUGCCAGGACUGCUCCUUUCUUGGAGAAGUUGGUCCAGAAGGGUAUUGAGGUGUUGUACCUCGUUGAACCAAUAGAUGAGGUGGCUAUCCAGAAUUUACAAACAUACAAGGAAAAGAAGUUUGUUGACAUUAGCAAAGAGGACCUGGAGCUUGAUGAUGAUGAUGAGGUGAAAGACAGGGAAGCCAAGCAAGAGUACAAUCUUCUAUGUGAUUGGAUAAAACAACAGUUGGGUGAUAAGGUGGCAAAAGUACAAGUUUCAAAGCGUUUAAGCUCAUCACCAUGUGUGCUUGUAUCUGGAAAGUUCGGUUGGUCUGCCAACAUGGAAAGAUUGAUGAGAGCACAAACCUUGGGAGACACUUCAACCCUGGAAUUUAUGAGAGGGAGAAGAAUAUUGGAGGUUAAUCCCGAUCAUCCAAUCAUCAAAGACCUAAAUGCUGCAUGCAGAAAAUCACCCGAUAGUUCUGACGCGAAGCGGGCUGUGGAACUGUUGUUUGACACCGCAUUGAUCUCCAGUGGAUUUACUCCUGAUAGUCCCGCUGAGUUGGGUGGCAAGAUCUACGAGAUGAUGGCAAUGGCUCUUGGAGGAAGAUGGGGACGAUUCGAGGAAGAAGAGACAGAGGCAUCAGAAGAAACAUCAACUGAGUCAGAUGCAAGCUCUGCUGAAGUGGUAGAGCCACAAGUCGUCGAGCCAUCUGAGUAAGGACCGAGAGCACCGAUUAUUGGGAAUGAUUCAUAAAGUGUUUCUCUAUCUUGUUUAUGCUUUCUUUCUGGUAUGUCAUAAGAGGAGAAAGAAUUUUGGUUGAGAAGAGGGGAGGGGAACAAGAAUGUUAUUUGGUGGGGACUAGAUAUGGUAUUGAAGAAAUUUUUGGAAUGAAUAAUUUAGUUAUACAAUAGUAAGAUUUGGUUGGUUCACUUU
Solanum pennellii is the source of this 2780-nucleotide messenger RNA. Its product is annotated as heat shock protein 90-5, chloroplastic. Gene Ontology annotation, biological process: cellular response to heat; protein stabilization; protein folding. The record is from RefSeq and is a predicted model, not a curated record. Gene Ontology annotation, cellular component: perinuclear region of cytoplasm; cytosol; protein-containing complex. NCBI's taxonomy places the organism in Eukaryota, Viridiplantae, Streptophyta, Magnoliopsida, Solanales, Solanaceae. Bases 201 to 2564 code for a protein of 787 amino acids. The transcript has 19 exons. Gene Ontology annotation, molecular function: ATP-dependent protein folding chaperone; ATP hydrolysis activity; ATP binding.